AUGAGGCUUUGUCUCUAUGUCGGUGUGGGAAACAGCUGGGAAGGACUGUCUUCUGUUGACUUUGACCAGACACACCCCGAUGUCAAGCCCGGUGUUAAGCGUUUUGUUUCAGUAAUCAAAAGCAGAAACGGUCAUUCAUUAUCCGACUAUAAAGGAGAGAUGCCUGUCCCUGAUGAUAUUGGAAAGUAUAAGAAAUCAAAUCAUCUAAUCCGGGAUGAGAAAUCAUACGAUCGUGCAAAACUUGCAAACGAUCAUGUCAAGUUGUUUUCAACAAUAACCAAUGAACAGAAGGAUAUCUACAAUGAGAUAAUGGAUGCAGUUACAAGAGGUAUCGGUGGAAUGUUUUUUGUUUAUAGAUAUGGUGGGACAGGUAAAACGUACCUAUGGAGGCUUUUAGGCGCUGCUCUUCGUUCUCAAGGAAAAAUAGUUCUCAAUGUUGCAUCAAGUGGCAUUGCAGCAUUGUUAUUAGAGGGAGGAAGAACAGCGCAUUCUCGGUUUGGAAUACCCAUAGUUGUGAACGAGUAUACAUUCUGUAAUGUGAGUUCUGGAUCACACCAAGCAGAGCUGAUUGAAGCAGCCAAUCUUAUUAUAUGGGAUGAGGUAGAAUUAUAUUUGCCAAAGGUGUUCUCGCAUGGUCAACUUUAUGUCGCCGUCUCUAGAUUUACAUCACGCCAAGGGUUGAAGAUUCUUAUUACAGAUAAGAAUGGCAAAACACAAAAGAAGACAAUGAAUGUUGUUUACAAAGACGUGUUUGAAAACAUUUAUAGAAAUUCGCGGUUGGUUUGA
This is a messenger RNA of Eutrema salsugineum, 786 nucleotides long. RefSeq lists its product as uncharacterized. Bases 1 to 786 code for a protein of 261 amino acids. Gene Ontology annotation, molecular function: DNA helicase activity. The transcript has 3 exons. The record is from RefSeq and is a predicted model, not a curated record. Gene Ontology annotation, biological process: DNA repair; telomere maintenance. NCBI's taxonomy places the organism in Eukaryota, Viridiplantae, Streptophyta, Magnoliopsida, Brassicales, Brassicaceae.